AUGUCUGUUGGUUGUUUAAUUGGAGACCCGACAGCACUUCCCACGCCAAUACCAUAUAAGGCUGGAUGUUCUUUAUAUUUGGGCGCAGACCCUAAUACUUCUAUUUCUUUGGAAGCAACAAAAAGUGGCGAGACUUAUACUACAAAAUAUUAUUUAAGUAAUGACUGCACUGGAAAUGCUCUUGAUGAAACAACUUUUACCAAAGGAAAAUGCCAACCUGAUUUAUUGAUGACUUUUGGUGUCUUCUCUGACUUUAUUCAACCACCUGUUGAUUCAAGAGCAAAUUUUGCAGUGAAAAAAGAAGGAGAAAAUGUAGAAGUUUAUGUCUUAGAUAAAUGUCAAAGAAGUGUUGAUGGGACUUUUUUCAAAUUAGAAAGGUUUAGAAAAAUAGUGAUAUUAAAAAGGGGAUCAUCAUGUGACAACCUCGUCGAAAUUGAAGAUCAGAGCGAACUUUAUAAUAUGCGUUUCUUCGCCAAUUUUCCCGAGAACUAUUUUGUUAAAAAUAUAUACAGUGAUACUGAAAAGUGCACACAAACAGACGAACAACAAUAUUUAAAUUACGAAUUGAUAUCGCGAAAGUGUGUUGCAGUUGGAGAAUACUUUAGAAAAGUGACUCGAAUUGAUGACACUUAUGUAUUCGAAACUUUUUUAACCAACGAUUGUUCCGACUCUCCAAUAAAUCGCGAAAUAUAUGAAUAUGGCAAGUGUUCCAAUGGCGUCAUUUUUGCAGAUGCAAUUUUUGAAAGUGCAGUUGAUGAAAAUGCGAGUUAUGCGUCUGAAAUUUUUGAUUAUGAAAUGCAUCAAAUGGUGUACUUUGAGUUUGGAAAAUAUUACAUUAUAAUGAUAUUACCGAAAUUUAUGAAGGAAGCUUAUGUGACAAUUUAUAUAAAACAGACCACCAAGAACUUGCGGGAACAUUUAAUUAUUUGGUUACAUUACCACCACAUGAUAUUGUACGAGGUGUUUAUAACUUACAUUCAAAUUGUCUUUUUGAAGAUGGAAAUGCAUAUUCAAAAUAUUUAA
Messenger RNA from Entamoeba invadens IP1, 1023 nucleotides. RefSeq lists its product as hypothetical. Bases 1 to 1023 code for a protein of 340 amino acids. The record is from RefSeq and is a predicted model, not a curated record. Lineage: Eukaryota; Evosea; Mastigamoebida; Endamoebidae. The transcript is spliced from 2 exons.